This is a messenger RNA of Pyrus x bretschneideri (Chinese white pear), 1647 nucleotides long. RefSeq names its product WUSCHEL-related homeobox 1. Lineage: Eukaryota; Viridiplantae; Streptophyta; Magnoliopsida; Rosales; Rosaceae. The coding region runs from base 411 to 1544 and encodes 377 amino acids. The record is from RefSeq and is a predicted model, not a curated record. Gene Ontology annotation, biological process: plant organ development. The transcript is spliced from 4 exons. Gene Ontology annotation, molecular function: DNA-binding transcription factor activity; DNA binding.
UGCCAAAAAAAACCUCUCUCUCUCUCUCUCUCUCUCUCUCUCUCUCUCUCUCUCUCUCUCUAAUAUAGAGCAUCAACAUAUACUAAAUAAAACCCGCUCUACUAUACCUAUAUGAGGCAGCUAGGCAGCACCCUAUCUUAACCCCAUCUCCCUAUUAUCUCCAUGCCCCCCAACACUACUCUUGCACCAUUCCAAUCUCCCUUGCAUUCUUCCACAACAUUCCCAUAUUUCUAAUUCCACUACCACCAUCAUAUUCGACAACUCACAUUACCUCAAAUGGAAACAAUUCACUUUUCAUAAAUCCUACUCCUCUUGUUCUUGUUUUUGUUAUUAUUGUAACCCUUUAGGCCAUUACAUACUGAGAGAGUGAGAGAGAGGGACAGUCACACAGAAACCCUAGCUUGACCAAAAUGUGGAUGAUGGGUUACAAUGACGGUGGCCAUGGCGAUUUCAACAUGCCGGAUUCUUUCAAUGGACGGAAGCUCCGCCCUCUCGUUCCGAGGCCACUUCCAUCUGUAAACAACACAGUUUCUUCAACCAUCACAACUCCUCCUUGUCUAAACCGAUCAGCAAUUCAUGGCUCUCACGAUUUUUUUCCGCAGUAUCACCAACUCGCCGCUAUGGCUGAACAAAACAAGAGAUCGGAGUUUCUCAACACGCCCCAGGUUGUGGUGAGCUCAAGAUGGAACCCUACGCCGGAGCAGUUGAGGGCUCUUGAAGAAUUAUACAGACGAGGGACUCGAACACCGUCCGCGGAGCAGAUUCAGCACAUCACCGCUCAGCUUCGGAAAUAUGGAAAGAUAGAGGGGAAGAAUGUGUUCUAUUGGUUCCAAAACCACAAGGCCAGAGAAAGGCAGAAACGUCGCCGUCAAAUGGAAUCAUCUGCCCUCUCUGCAGAUCACGACCAGCCACUGCAAAUAUCAAUGACGUCUGCAGAUAAUCAAAAGAAAGAAGAAUCAUUAGGUGCAGGUAGGACAGAGUUUGAAGUUGAAGAGACCAAGAAUUGGGCACCCUUUACAAACUGCAGUACUACUACUCUUGCUGAGGAAUCUGUUUCAAUACAAAGGGCAGCAAAAGCAAGAAUGGCAGCAGCGGAGUGCAGGGCGGAUGGAUGGAUCCAAUUCGACGAAGAAGAAUUGCAGCAAAGAAGAAACUUUGUAGAAAGGAAUGCCACGUGGCAGAUGAUGCAGUUGUCUUGUCCUUCUCACCCUCACCCUCCCACCCACCUCAUAAACACCCCUCCUACUUGUGCUAGUACGACAACCAGAUCUAGGGCAGCAGCUACAGGAAGAACAAUGGACCAAAGUCUCAUUAAGUCUCAUGAUCUCAGCAUCUUUAUAGCACCCUACGCAUCAGAAACUGUUUUCAACAUUGAGCAAGAUCAUGGAUGUGAGGAAUCUCAAACCCUUCAACUCUUUCCGCUUCGAAGCGGUCAUGCCAAUACCAAUGAAUUAAGCAUUAGCGAAAAGGAUCAUGAGGAGCUAUCGGCUAGCUUCAGUGCUCAUCCUUACCCCUUUUUUGAGUUCCUUCCAUUAAAGAAUUAAUUAUAACUAAUUAUUAUGAAACCACUUAAUUAAUUUGCUUUGUAUGAUCAUGAAUUAAUGUAAGAUGAUGGUAUUGUUACUGGGAGGCGUUUAGAUUUUGUUA